GGGUAUAAUAGGAAAAAUAACAUUAAUUAUUUAUUGGUAUUGUAAAAUGAACUAUAUUAGCGAUGGUUAGUUGGUCCAGUGAUGAUUGACGCUAAACUUGGUAGGGAGAACCACGGGUCGAUCCCCACAACUUUGAUCGGGAGGGGGCUGAACCCACUUGAUGUCAGAACUGACCCCCGAAUCAGACUAUACCGGUGGUGAUAAGUCAAAAAAAAAACUUAUAUUAUGUGUUAUGGAAAACACAAAAGAAUACAUAUGUAGAGCUAUGGUGACUGUGGUUGAUCAUCUUGGAAAUGUUUCUUCUAAUCUUGAAGGACUUAUUUCUCACACAAAUUCAUUUUCUGAUGCUGAGAUAAAAAUUCAAUGCCUCAAACAAAGACUUUUCUCAUGUGAGCAAUAUGCUGAUAAACUUUCAAUCUCAAAUAUGCAAUGGAGGGAGAAAUUGCCAAGAUUUCAUACAAGAUAUUUAUCAUCAUCUCCUAUCCUUGAAAAAUCACAAGAGAAUUUGAAGCCAGCAACUGCUACAAAUAACAAGCACAACAAUUUGGCUUUUGUGAUGCCUGUUCGCGACGGUUUGAAAGUGUUAGCGAAAGUAUCAAAUCCUACAUUUCAUUUCCAAGCUACUCCAAAGGUCGGGCCGCGUCAUAGAAGAUCGUUGCACGGAAGCGAUAUCUUAUGGCUCAUUAGGCGCACGAAACAUACGCAUUGAGAAAAUCGAGUUUAAUUGCUUAUCAUUUUCAUGUUGAAGUCUAAUGUUAAUUGUAUGAUUCGUGAAUCAAAUACGAUUAAUAAAAUAUCGGUAUGUUGAAGCACUUUGAAAGUUCGAAGUCUGAUUGCAACAAUUUUUGACCAGACGUUACUAAUC
Molecule: messenger RNA, 865 nt
Organism: Vicia villosa (hairy vetch)
Lineage: Eukaryota; Viridiplantae; Streptophyta; Magnoliopsida; Fabales; Fabaceae
Product: probable protein ABIL5
Exons: 6
Coding region: 161-709 (182 amino acids)
Source: RefSeq, a predicted model, not a curated record